Zalophus californianus (California sea lion) is the source of this 580-nucleotide messenger RNA. It is a transcript of the gene CNFN, whose product is annotated as cornifelin. Bases 1 to 531 code for a protein of 176 amino acids. The transcript has 4 exons. The record is from RefSeq and is a predicted model, not a curated record. Gene Ontology annotation, cellular component: cornified envelope. Lineage: Eukaryota; Metazoa; Chordata; Mammalia; Carnivora; Otariidae.
AUGGCGCCUGAUUGCACCCCAGAGGCCCCUGGAAAUGCGGGAACCCGGCUCCCCAGGCCCAGACGAGGAGGAGGCGGCGCACAUCUCGCCCCGCCCGGAUGUGGCACCCACCCUAGCCCAGACUUGCAGGAGUUCCCCACCCACAGCCCAACCAGAUGUGCAGGAGGCAGUGGCGAUGGGGACAGACUGGGGUCCAUGUCCUACCCAGUGACCAGUCAGCCCCAGUGCGCUAGCAGCUGCUACCAGACCCAGCUCAGCGACUGGCACACGGGACUCACGGACUGCUGCAACGACAUGCCCGUCUGUCUGUGCGGCACUUUCGCCCCCCUGUGCCUCGCCUGCCGCAUCUCCGACGACUUCGGGGAGUGCUGUUGCGCGCCCUACCUGCCCGGAGGCCUGCACUCCCUGCGCACCGGCAUGCGGGAGCGCUAUCACAUCCAGGGCUCCGUCGGGCACGACUGGGCGGCCCUCACCUUUUGUUUGCCCUGCGCCCUCUGUCAGAUGGCGCGGGAAUUGAAGAUCCGGGAGUAAAACAGCUCCCCGCGUCUCCUCCUUUUCCACCUGUCACGCCCGGCCCCCU